Messenger RNA from Momordica charantia (bitter melon), 3100 nucleotides. The record is from RefSeq and is a predicted model, not a curated record. NCBI's taxonomy places the organism in Eukaryota, Viridiplantae, Streptophyta, Magnoliopsida, Cucurbitales, Cucurbitaceae.
UCUGAACGGUGGGAUUCUUCCGAACGACGACGUAGAGUUUCUCUCUCUCCGCCGCAGGUGGCAGCAAGCAGACGCUCUCUCUCUUUCUCUCUCUCGGCAGUCGUCGGCGACCAGCAGAAGGCGGCAAUCGAAGAGAAAAGAAACCUGAAGAAACAAUCUCGAUCCAAUCUACGAACAUUCCAUAUUUGGCUACUAUUGUGCCAAAUUUCUGUGCGGAAACGAACCGGUUCGAGCGAAUCAAGUCGGUUAUAUAUCAGGGUCGGGUUAAUCCAUUGUUCUUCGUCUGCCUCUCGAUCAAUUGGUGCCCUGCUACGCCUUCCUCCAUCUCCAUCGGAAUUCUACACGGCGAGAGCCAACUUUUAUUUUCCUCUCCUUUUUCCUUCUGUUUCCCUGCUCUGUAGACUCACCCUUUUGCAUUGAAAUCUGAGGUUGUGGUUGUGGUUGUGGCAGAGCUCCAGGUCUUUGACAUUUCUACCGAAGUAGUGAUACGGUUCGAUUCUUGAUUAUCGACCAACUGAACUGUGUCAGCCCUUCUCGUGUGGUAAUGCGAGCAUUGUUCUUGGCCACUCUGAAGAGCAGAAAAACAUAAGAGGAGAUCAUCCAUAAGUUCGAGGUAGCAGUACUCAGAUACUUAUGAAUGGCUUGGAGAGAGCUGGGGAAAAAGGGAAUGCAUGCUGGUUUUCGAAGAACACUUACUUGUUCACGAAGGCAUUUAGCCAGGCCAAAUUUCAUUACUACUGAUGAGGUUGUUGUUAAGUUAAUCCCUGCUUUAGUAAGAUGCACUCAAGAAUUCCCUUGUGGUUCGACAUAUCAUGGGUCUGAUUAUUAUAUGGCUUCUACAGUAGAACCUUGCAGACGGUAUUUACAUUCAAGUACUGAAUUACUAGCUAGGAGAGGACAUGAUCAGGAAUUUGGUUUGAAGACUCCAAAGAAAGAAAAGUUUGUAAGAAGGGAUGGCCGGAAUCAGCCACCAGUUGAAGCUCCAUAUGUUCCUCCAAAACCAAAGAGCACCGUUGGAUCUGUUCCAGAUAAAACAAUUGAGAUAUUUGAUGGCAUGACAAUUGUCGAGCUUGCUAAACGUACUGGCAAGUCAAUAUCCAGACUGCAGGAUAUUCUCGUAAAUGUUGGUGAAAAGAUCAACUCAGAGUUUGAUCCUCUCAGCAUUGACAUUGCAGAGCUGGUUGCCAUGGAAGUUGGAGUAAACAUUAAGAGAUUACACUCUAGUGAAGGUUCUCAAAUUCAACCACGGCCACCAGUUAUUACAGUCAUGGGUCAUGUUGAUCAUGGAAAAACUUCUCUUUUAGAUGCACUUCGCCAGACAUCAGUGGCAGCUAGAGAAGCUGGGGGUAUAACUCAGCACCUGGGUGCAUUUGUUGUGGGCAUGGCUUCAGGUGCUUCAAUCACUUUCCUCGACACUCCAGGGCAUGCUGCAUUUAGUGCUAUGCGAGCAAGAGGUGCAGCAGUUACCGAUAUAGUUGUCCUGGUAGUGGCUGCUGAUGAUGGGGUGAUGCCUCAAACUCUGGAAGCUAUGGCACAUGCUAAAGCAGCAAACGUGCCCAUCGUGCUUGCAAUUAAUAAAUGUGACAAGCCUGCUGCUGAUCCCGAGAGAGUCAAACUGCAGCUUGCUUCAGAGGGCUUGCUGCUUGAGGAGAUGGGAGGAGAUGUUCAAGUUGUUCACGUGUCUGCACUGAAGAAAACAGGAUUGGAUACCUUGGAGGAAGCACUGCUUCUCCAGGCUGAAAUGAUGGAUUUGAAAGCUCGUAUUGACGGACCAGCCCAAGCUUAUGUAGUGGAGGCAAGGCUUGACAAGGGUAGAGGUCCUUUGGCUACUACUAUAGUGAAGGCAGGGACCUUAGAAAGUGGUCAGUUUGUGGUUGUGGGCUGUGAGUGGGGCAGAAUUAGGGCUAUUAGGGAUAUGUUGGGGAAUUUGACGGACCGAGCAGGGCCUGCAAUGCCUGUUGAGAUUGAAGGGUUGAGGGGGCUUCCUAUGGCAGGUGAUGAUAUUAUUGUUGUAGAGUCUGAGGAGCGUGCACGAAUGCUCAGUGCAGGGAGGAAAAGGAAAUUUGAGAAGGACAGGUUGAAGAAGCUGAGUGAGGGGAAAACUGAAACUGAAGAGCAAUCUGAGGAGGUAAUUCAGAGGGUUGAAUUACCGAUAAUAGUAAAAGCUGACGUUCAGGGCACCGUGCAAGCAGUUACAGAUGCAUUGAAGACUUUAAAUAGUCCUCAGGUUUUUGUAAAUGUUGUCCAUGUUGGCGUUGGCCCAGUUUCCCAGUCUGAUGUGGACUUGGCUCAAGCAUGUGGAGCAUAUAUAGUUGGAUUUAAUGUGAAGAAUCCCCCAAGUAAUCUCAGUCAGACAGCUACUCAAGCUGGUAUAAAGAUAAUUCUACAUCGUGUAAUCUAUCGUCUUUUGGAGGACAUUGGGAAUCUGAUUGUUGACAAGGCACCAGGAACUUCCGAGACGCAGGUUGCUGGGGAGGCCGAGGUGCUGAACAUUUUUGAGCUCAAAGGAAGAAGCAAGUCAAAGGGACCCGAUGUUAAGAUUGCUGGAUGUCGGGUGAUUGAUGGUUGUGUUUCAAGAGCAUCGACCAUGAGGCUUCUACGAAGCGGGGAAGUUUUGUUCGAAGGAUCAUGUGCAUCUCUCAAGAGGGAGAAACAAGAUGUUGAUGCCGUGAAGAAAGGAAGCGAGUGUGGACUCGUGAUACACGACUGGGAUGAUUUUCAGGUUGGAGACGUCGUGCAGUGCUUGGAGCAAGUAGUAAGGAAGCCGAAGUUCAUUUCAUCCGAGAGCGGUGCCGUUAGAAUCGAGUGCUGAAGAAAGGGUCAGUAAAAUUCAUUCUACAUGCACUCAUUUUAGAGACUUUAUAUCCAUUGGCUGGUCCUAUAUGAUCUGCCACAGUCCAGAUAUAUAGUUUCAAAUUUUCUUCAGCAUAUUUAAGGAUAGUAAAUUUUGGGAGUGGAAAGAAUCUCCAUGAGUUGUGACAGAUAACCUAUGAUGUAGAAUUGAGGAAGACAAUUGAUUAUUGUACCAACCAAAAGAGAAAAAAACAAAUUUUGUUAACUAAUAAUGUCAAUGUGACGACAGGAAAAGCAUAUUUGAAAA